Messenger RNA from Wyeomyia smithii (pitcher-plant mosquito), 1212 nucleotides. RefSeq lists its product as uncharacterized. Bases 258 to 839 code for a protein of 193 amino acids. The record is from RefSeq and is a predicted model, not a curated record. Lineage: Eukaryota; Metazoa; Arthropoda; Insecta; Diptera; Culicidae. The transcript is spliced from 2 exons.
AAAAAAUCCAGGCUGCUUGGAAACUUAUUUUCCAUUUAGAAAAAUUUCAAUAUUACAAUUUAUUCAACAAUUUUCCAUGGAGUACCCGAAAACGGUACAAAAUGGCAAAAAGACGGGACGGUUAAAAAUAGCCGGAAAAAACGCUACUGUCCCGUUCAAAACGGUACGUCUGGUCAGCCUAGCUCAGAUGCUAAUGUCGUACUGACGUCGUUCGUACCAUUGAAAUUGUUUCAGAAAAAAUCACCAUCUGGGGAAACAUGUUUCCAUCAUCAACACGAUAUUGUCGUCCAAUUUCAAUAGAAUUUGUGAGAGAAACUGCCGACACAACUCGCCAUGAAUAUAAUCGUAUGAUUACCGAAAUUUCUCAACUGCAUCCAUUCGUUGUGAAUGCUGGCAGUAUACAGCUUAGUAUCACGUUUGAGCUAAUCAUGACCAUGGCUGAUGGUAAAACUACAAACACAACAUCCGCUCAACGGUGCUAUUUUUGUAGUUCGACAUCGGCAGAAUUUAAUAAUAUUGACAAAAUGUUGGAAAAACCAUUUAACAAAGACUUCUUAGAUCUUGGUCUUAGUAGUUUGCAUUGCUGGAUCAUAAGCUUUGAGUGUUUCCUGCAUAUCGCUUAUAGGCUUGGUUUCUGCAAAUGGACAAAAACAGGUUACAUCAAUCAGUUCAACAGUACCAAACAGCGAAUUCAAAAAGAAUUUUUCGCCAAACUUGGUUUACAUGUCGACAAACCGCGCACUGGCUUCGGCAAUAGCAAUAACGGUAAUACAGCAAGACGUUUUUUCUCCAAUGCAGAAGUUUCUUCGGAGAUAACAGAAGAUUUCGAACACUGCUAACAGCGAUUUCAAGUGGUGAAAGAAUUGAUGCAUCCAAAUUUAUGUCAUACGCUACAGAAACCGCUCAUUAUUAUGUCAAAUUAUAUGGAUGGUAUCACACGCCAACAACGGUACACAAAUUACUAAUACUCAAUCUUCGAUUCCGAUUGGCAAACUUUCAGAAGAAGCCCAAUAAAGCAUGAACAAAGAAAUCCGCAAAACACGAGAAAAUAAUGCUUGGAAAGGAUCACGUGAAAGAACUAUCGGUGACAUGUUUCGUGGGCUGCUAAUUGCGUCAGAUCCGGUGGUAUCGAGUUAUAGACACAACAAGCCUAAAUCAAAAAGCGUUUUCGAAAAAGAGGUGGAAAAUUUACUAAUUUUCAGUGAUGAUGAU